Messenger RNA from Cylicocyclus nassatus, 309 nucleotides. NCBI's taxonomy places the organism in Eukaryota, Metazoa, Nematoda, Chromadorea, Rhabditida, Strongylidae. The record is from the annotation of a GenBank genome assembly.
AUGCCAAAAAGAGGAUUCUUCAAUGAUGUGCUGGAAAGCGGUGCAGCUCGUCUGAUCUUUCAGAAGGACGAAGGGAUUCUGAUGGUAUUGAUUAAAGCGCAACUGGAACUUGACGCCCUACUUGAAGCAAACAAGGACGAUGAUCUUGCUAGGAUGCACCUAUACGUAGUUGAGUCUCCACCCCUGGUCAAAGAACCUUCUGUACAGAAAGACGAAAAUUCUUUACCGCAAGAGAGCGAAACUCCAAACUUCACUGAUCUAGACUUUUCAGCGUGCAAAGUCUGCUCGGAGAAAGCCUCGCCGAAGUGA